This is a messenger RNA of Daphnia magna, 3769 nucleotides long. RefSeq names its product tyrosine-protein kinase-like otk. Gene Ontology annotation, biological process: protein phosphorylation; axon guidance; dendrite self-avoidance. Gene Ontology annotation, cellular component: plasma membrane; axon. The record is from RefSeq and is a predicted model, not a curated record. The transcript is spliced from 13 exons. Gene Ontology annotation, molecular function: cell-cell adhesion mediator activity; ATP binding; protein kinase activity. The coding region runs from base 103 to 3321 and encodes 1072 amino acids. NCBI's taxonomy places the organism in Eukaryota, Metazoa, Arthropoda, Branchiopoda, Diplostraca, Daphniidae.
AGUACGUGAUCAGGACUACGCUAACGUGGUACGGGAAAACAACAAGCGGAGGUUUCUCGUUUAUGUUUUUCCAGCUUAGAGGCAUCAUCAUCGAGCUGUGACAUGGCAGAUGAUUUCGGCUGUUUUCGGCUGGUGUGGACCGGUCUUGUGCUAGUGAUGAUUAAAACGGCAAUGAUAAGUGAUUGCGGCACGUGCCAAGAUGAUUUUUACUUUCGAAAGUGGCCAGUGAGUCCUCAGGGAAUCAUCCGGACAGGACAGAGCGUCGAAUUGGAAUGCCGCGUGUCCGCCGAGGACCGGAUCAGCAUCAGUUGGACUUUGAAUGGUGAACAACUAAUCAAUUCGAGCCGGCGCUACCAGAAUGCUACAACAGGCGAUUUGACCAUCCGCCGGGCGGAUCAUCGUUUUGACUCUGGCGAUUUCGCUUGCACAGCCACUAACGUCUCGUCCGGCUUCUCCAUCGCAUCGCAGCCGGCCACGUUAAUGAUUCACUGGAUCGGUCAUUCGACCAGAAUCAACUUGGAGUCUUUAACGACUGGUCGGCACAUUGUAGAAGACGAACUAUCUGGUCUGGCGCAAGUCGACACAGGCGAAGAUGUUGCCCUCUACUGCCAUGCCGAAGGAUCGGGCGAGUUGCAGUACGACUGGUUCCACAACGGCCGCAAAAUACCUAAAAAUAAAACGAAAAAACUUUCGUUGCAUUCCUUUUCGGCUUCGGAGAGCGGGACGUACACCUGCUCAGCUAAGAAUGGAGCUGGGCAUUCAAAAUCGAACGUUCCUUCCAUCUUGACUACCGUCAAAAGCCAAUUGGUACGCUUUACCAAAGACACUGUGGCCACGGUCGAUAGCACCGUCCGGCUUCCAUGCGCCUUUCAACCUCCAGCUAAUCCAGUCGAAUGGCUCUUUCGCGGCAGUCUCCUUGGCCAAACAUCACAGCAUACCGUUGAAAGUGAUGGUCAGCUGGUCAUCUCCAAAAUCAACCAACAGAGCGAAGGUUGGUAUCAUUGCCGUAAAAGCGAUGGAAGCACUGUUGAAGAAUACGGUUCACAUCUAAAAGUUGCUUUCCUCCAUGAUUUUGCCAAAACGGCCAUUGACCCACCACCACCGUUGUCCAAUGGACAUCAUUAUUAUUUCGCCGAGUACUCGACAGCUGAGUUAUCUUGCACCGCACCCGAUGGGCUACCGUCUCCCACCAUCUGGUGGGAAGGACCUUCCGGUCAGGUGUUAACCCCUCCAUCAGAGAAGACGGAUUCAGUGCUGCUCCUAACUCGCGUUCUGCAAGAGGAUGCUGGAACGUACAGAUGUCGAGCCGGAAACAUCGUGCGGAAUGUAUCCAUCCACGUUAACCUGGUGGUGACCUCUCCGCCGACGAUCCAGCAACAUCCUGUGAGCGCCUCCGUUAACGAAGAUGAAACGGUGUCGAUGAGCUGCGCAUUCUCAGGAUCACCCGCACCGGCUACUAUCGUUCAGUGGCUGAAAAAUGGACAACCACUAACCGAUCCACCAAAACCAGUCCAUGGUCUUCGUAAUUCAACUUUAAAUUUUGUUGCAGCUUCCAAAAGGCAUGUUGGCAAUUACGCCUGUCGGUUGAGAACCAUCGGUCACCUUCCAGUUGAUUCACAAACUGCUACUUUACACGUCCGAGAAAAGUUAAAGUUUACGGUGCCACCUGUGGCCAAGAGUUUAGAGCUGGGCACUGUCCGUAAGGUUUUGUGUAAAGCUCAAGGCAGCCCAGCUCCCAUUGUGCGGUGGGUUAAAGAAGAUUUGAAACCGUUGCUUACCUGGCCGCCGCACAUCGAAGACAUUAAUGGAACGCUCAUCUUUCAUGGAGUACAAGAUGACGAUGCCGGACAGUACACCUGUAUUGCCACUAAUUCGCAAGGCUUUAUAAGCGCUUCCGUCUUAAUCAACGUGACAAUGUCGCCGCAUUUUACGUCUCUGCCCAACAACGUCACGUUCUACAAGGAAGGUCAAAAAGUUGAGUUACAUUGCAGAGCAAAUGGUCAUCCUUUUCCUACGAUCCAAUGGGACAAGGAUUCGGUCAUGAAUGGAUUCACAUCUGAUCGGUUUUCUGUUAACCGUAAUGGUACCUUAAUUAUCGAAAAUGUCCAGCAAGCCGAUCAGGGAUUUUACGGAUGCACGGCUGGCAAUGCAGGCGGAUUCAAAAGGGCAGAAUUCCGAUUGGUGGUUCAAGACUGGGAAUACCAAUACGGUGAUUACGAAGGGGCUGAAUCCAUUACGAAGACCAUAAUCAUCACUUUAGGAGCAGCAGCCGCCUACAUUUUUCUUUCCGUCGGUUUGCUAAUUUGGUGCCGUUUGAAACGACGGCAACGGAAACUGCAAUCACCAAACGAUGGCGGCAACGCUGAAGCUCAAGUCGCUGAUGUACAAACGGCCUUAUUGACUAAGGAAGACCAAGGUGAAAAUGGACGCCAAUCUCCAGCUAUUGACAAGUUGAACGUUCCCAGCUCCGCCAUCACUAAAGGGGCAUUACAAGGCAAAGGAAGGUUUGGAGACAUUCUUGAAGGCUUAGUUACGGGUCUCAAUGAUUCAGAGGGCACCACUCGUGUUCUUCUCAGGAUAUUAGCCACUCGCGAUGAGGAUCUGAUUGUAGAAUUCCGCCGGCAGGUAGACAUGCUGCAUCGAGUCCGUCACGCCAAUCUAGUGGCCGUUUUGGGCUGUUGCCGUGAUUCUGCUGACGUUCAAAUGAUUUUGAUGGAAUACCACCAGCUUUUUAACUUAAAAUCGCAUUUGCUGUCGACUUCAUCUUCUCAACCGUGGUCCCUAGCCCAGAUUCAAAGCGCCACAUUACAAAUUGCUACGGGAAUGAACGCACUGGCACAAAAGCGUUUCGUUCACCGUGAUCUCGGUACGCGCAACAUUUUGGUUGGAUUCCACGGCAAAGAUAAUCAGCGGAUCUCUUUGAAAAUCGGCAGCUUCGGCAUGGACAAAGAGCCGUUCAACAAAGAUUACUUUGUUUUCAAGCAUCAGCCCAUCGCUCUGCGGUGGCUUCCGCACGAGGCGGUGCUGGAAGAUGAAUAUUCAACCAAGUCUGAUGUGUGGAUGUUUGCCGUCACUAUAUGGGAGUUGUACAACGCAGCGCAACAACCCCUUUCAGGUCACUCAGAUGAUGUCGUACUGGCCGAAUUGAAGAAAAAGGGCACUCUGUGGGAUGCUUCCUUCUGCAAAUCGAACGCCAUGUCCAGUUUGCUCAUCAAGUGCUGGUCACACGACCCUCUUCUCAGGCCGUCUUUUGACGAAUUAGUGCAUUGCGCCGAAUCGGCCGCAGUGCCAACAAGCAGCGGCGAAUCAAAAACUCGCUGAAAGUCGACUUAGUUGCGUAAGUCUGUCUCAAUGGUCGCACUAAAAUUUAAACUUUGUAAAUAGCGUAUUAAUCUCACCACCGAAUUAUAUUUUGUAACACCUCCUUGUCGAUUUCGUUUUGCUAAACCUUAUUCUUCUGUUCCUCUCAGCAGCUAUUCGAUUUUACGGUUCGUAUUUGUAUACCCGAUGAUCGCGUAACACGUUGUUUCGCUCCACUGCUGAUUGUUCUUCCUUCCUUAAAUGCAACAUGUUCAGGUCAUUUGACAUUUCAGUUUGCCUCAUAUUUAGUUUUAUCUUUCAAAAGAAAAGAGAAAACAAAAAUCUUACUCAGCUGAAUGUCAUUAGUCAUUUUGACCACGAUGAAUUCCUGGUUUUACAUCCCUUUCAGAUGUCCGGCUGAAAUAAAAGAUGUAGCGUUUUUUUUUUAAAUAGAAACCGUGGAUUCCUA